Bombyx mori (domestic silkworm) is the source of this 2365-nucleotide messenger RNA. RefSeq lists its product as uncharacterized. The transcript has 3 exons. The record is from RefSeq and is a predicted model, not a curated record. Lineage: Eukaryota; Metazoa; Arthropoda; Insecta; Lepidoptera; Bombycidae. The coding region runs from base 202 to 1824 and encodes 540 amino acids.
UAUUGAUGCUAUACUUAUCGCGUAUAUGCAGUCGCACAUCGUGCACCGUACGCGGCAAUUGUAGAAAAUUUAUCAUCUAUAAAAUAAUAUUUCAUUUAAUACGAUAAUAAAUAAUAUAGUUGUAAAAUAUACAUUGCCGGUUUCAGUGGUUUGUUUUCGUAAAUUAUGCUUUAUUGAAUUAUGUGAGUCUUAAGGAUAGUGAUGUCUGAAUACCGUGAGCAUUAUCCUUUGCUGCAUGACGAACUCUCUGAGGAAGAUCAGUCGAUUCCACGUCAUUACCGACGCCGUUCCUUUUCGAACAGAAAUCGUAUCAAAGUAAAUCUGAAAGGAGCCGCUGCUAUUAUUAAACAUUGGCCAGAUCACUGGACCAGAUUUGUAGCGUAUUGGUGGAUUGGACUUGGAAUGAUAACCAUUACUACAUUUAUAAUAUACAAUAGCUUUUUUAUUUUAACAUUAAUGCCAGAGGCGCAAUUGAAACCAGUGACGAAUCAAAUUUUCGAUACAGGCUUGUAUAAAACUAAUAAGCCAAACACUGCAAAAACAGUAUGGAUGCACGUAUUCAUAGAGAAAGAUAAAGAAAUCGAUUUCGACGAAUACAUACCGUAUAUUAAAUUGCUAUCUGAGAAACAUCCAUCUUAUAUAUACCGACUUAUAGUUGUUUUAAACGAUACCAAAUUAUCAAACUACCAUAUUAUAGGUGAAGAAAAUAAUGAAAUCGCCAUGAGUACACUGUGGACGGAAAAAGUUUAUUCCAAUGAAAAAAAUUAUGGAAACGUAAAAAUUCGAAUAGAAUACAUUAGUUUAAGUAGGUGUUUAGAUGACUCUGCUUUAACGAAAUUUUGGAGAGAGCUGCCGGAAGAUUUCAUUAAAUUUAUGGUACGCGCUCUUUCUAUUUGGGAUAGGGGCGGAAUAGCUUUUAAUCCUAAUGUAUUAACUCCUAAAUCACCUUCUACAGUUUACAUAAAUAAAUUGCAAGAUGUUUUGUCGAAAUAUGAAAAAGAUGACUUUGAAACAAUAAAUUCCAUAAAACACAAUACUAAUGAUGAUUCACAUCGAUAUAAAGCACAUAAAAAAUUAAAUAACAUACGAGAUAUAAUCGAUGCUUUAGAAACGAAUGAGCAACAAAACAAAUUAUCGGAAGAGCAAUUAGCUGAAACAGAAAGCAAAACUGACAUAAUUUUAGAUCGUAAUGAACAAAACACUUUAUCAGUAACAGAGCAGGUGUUACUAAAAGAUAAAUCAUUCGCCACUACAACAGGAGAUGGCCUAUCACAUAAAUCAUCAAAAACUACACCGAAUUCAAUAAUUGAAAAUAGACGGCUUAAUAACAAUCGUGAAUUAAUUAAAGAACAUCAGAUUGAUGAAAAUGUAACUUCAACAACAGUGAGUUUAUUGCCGAUGUUUCUAGAUUUUUUGUUUCAUCGUAAGCCUAACCCGCAGUUGACCUCAGUGACACGAGAACACGAAAUAUCGUCAAACCCUAAAAACUUUGAACAAGACAAUUUUAUCGAAUCAAAGGAAACAGUUACAAAUGGUCAUCCUAUAUUUCCUAAAACAGAUCUUAAAAACAGAGAUUCAGAAGAUAUAAAGAGAAAUGAUUUAGCUAAGCCAAUUGACAGCGCAUCAUAUAGGCUAACAAUUGAUUUAAAAGGUAAUAUCAUUGCAAGUAACACAGCUUGUCAUGCAUUUAUAGGGACUCUUUUUAAUGAUGCAUUAAAUUACAAAGGUGACCAAAAUAUCACGGAAUUCAUAACAACAGAACUAUCAUUAUUUUGCAAUGGUGUUUUAAUGUCAUGUAUAGGUAUUGAUGUAAUAUUAAUUUAAAUAGUGUAAAUCUGUGUCCAAACGGCUCUUGUUACAGCAUAAAAUUUAUAAAGCACCGCUCAUAUAAGCUGUCAGUUUAUUUGUCGACAUUUCGUUAUUUUGUAUACGAAAAGAAAUAAGUUAUAUGUUACAACUAAAUAAAACAAGCAUAUCGUUGAUUAAUAAUUUAUUUCUAUAAAUUUAAGUCGUGAUCAAAAUAAUGUGUUCAAAAAAAUUUAACAAUAUUUUGUUCACAAGUUCUGUUUAAAACUAUCGCUUUUUGCAUAAUUAUUAAUAGAACAUAAUAGUUUGCGCAACCACAUAUGUAUGUAUUGGUUAUGUUUCAACAUCAAUUGAGACUAGAAGAAAUAGAGUCAACUCUAUCAUUUUUGGAACUGUUACUUAUUAUAAUUGAAAAUUUUAGUGGAUAUCUAAUAAGUUUGUGCAAUAAUUUUGUUUAUAAGCCUAACGAUAAACGGUUAGUGACUUAAAAUCCUUAUUAGAUAAGACUAUUCUACACUUUUUACACUAUUAAUAAAGUAUAUUAUCACAUACUUUAAAA